UGCAACAAUCAUAGUGACAUGAGGUGUCGGACCAACGAACGUGUUACAAAAAUGAUAACAUGAUGAAAUAUGCUUCGAAACGGACAGUUUCAUAAAGCACGGACUAAAGGCUAUCCGAGCAUGUGUGAUCAUGGUACCAGAAUAAGUGAGCAUAAGAAGAGUAAAUUCAAAAGUCCUGCCCAAAUAGUGUGUUUCAAUUUAUAUUGCAUUCUAAUUGUGAUUUGUUUAUCUAUACGAACUGCUAAUUCUAAUACCACAAACAUGAAUCGUCAUUUCAGUGAUAAAAGUGUCAAAGGUAGUGCUAAUAAACGUCAAAGUGAUUCGCCACACGAUGAUAAUUAUGAUGAUCAUGACGCUAACGCAAACGGGAAUGUAGAUUACACUAAAGUCAAUUUUGAACACAAUCCGUAUUAUAAUAGUGAAAGUUUUUUACAUUUGAAUAAUAAGUUUUACAACAGUGAAAACAACGCGUACAGCAAUUAUGAAGAUUACAAGAAAUAUUAUUUGAAUCCUUCAAAUCCUCUACCUAAGUCUAAUGUUAAAUUUAAAAUAAGUAGUCGAAUAGUUCAAACUAAAUAUGGAAAAUUACAGGGCAUAGUUUUGGCUAUGGACGAACACAGAUAUUUAAGUCCCCUGGAAGUUUUCCUAGGAGUUCCUUAUGCUACACCUCCGGUUGGAUCGAACAGGUUCAGUCCUACUAGGACACCCUCGCCAUGGGACGGUGUGAGAGUAUCAGACAGGCCAGGUCCAGCUUGUCCUCAAAAAUUACCAGAUCUCAACGACGAAAGGACCAUAUUAGAAAAAAUGCCUAAAGGCAGACUAGAGUAUAUGAAAAGACUGAUGCCUUACCUUAAGAAUCAAAGUGAAGAUUGUUUGUAUUUAAACAUAUUCGCUCCUUUACAAAUGGACGAAACAAAAUUAGCCCUGCCAGUGUUGGUCUACGUUCAUGGCGAGAGUUACUCGUGGAGCUCUGGGAAUCCUUACGACGGCAGUGUGCUAUCUAGCUAUACUGAUUUGAUUGUAGUUACAUUGAAUUUCAGACUUGGAGUACUGGGUUUUUUAAAUGCAAACCCGACACCUCAUUUGAAGGCUCGUGUUGCCAAUUAUGGGCUGAUGGAUCAGAUUGCAGCAUUACACUGGGUACAGCAGAACAUUGCGCUGUUUGGAGGCGAUCCAACUAAUAUAACACUAAUGGGACACGGAUCUGGAGCCGCCUGUAUUAACUUUCUUAUGAUAUCACCUACCGUUAUGCCUGGUUUAUUUCACAGAGCAAUAUUAUUAUCAGGUUCAGCUUUAAGUUCCUGGGCUAUAGUAGACGAUCCUGUAUACUAUUCUUUAAAAUUGGCUAAACAAAUGAACUGUAGUAUACCGGAAGACCUUACGAAAGACCACGAGGUCAUAGUGGACUGUCUUAGAGAGGUGUCUAUAGAAGAAUUGUUAUCAGUAGACAUAUCACCUCCCAAUUUUUUGACAGCAUUCGGUCCUUCAGUAGACGGUGUUGUUAUAAAGACAGAUUUCGCAAAAGACUUUCUGACUUUGUACUCCACGGGUGAUUUUCCUAGUUUCGGACCAUUGAAUAAUAUGAAUGCUAACAUGAAUGUACAUAAGAAGAGAAGUGAUAGUGGUAGAAGAUUGUUCCAGAAUAAAUAUGAUUUGUUGUUUGGAGUUGUGACCAGUGAAGCGCUAUGGAAAUUCUCAGCUCACGAUGUCCAAAAUGGAAUAGAGCCUGAUAGAAGAGAUCGAAUGUUAAGGACGUACGUCAGGAAUUCCUAUACAUACCAUUUGAGUGAGAUAUUCUAUACGAUAGUGAACGAGUACACAGAUUGGGAAAGAACGGUAGAGAAUCCGAUAAACACAAGAGAUGCGACCGUCGCCGCAUUAUCGGAUGCUCAGUAUGUAGCGCCGUUGGUACAAAGUGGGGACUUAUUGAGCGGAGGGCCUAAGCCAGUAUUCACUGACGAAGAUGGACCGCGGAGACCUACUAAGACUUUCUUUUAUGUAUUCGAUUACCAAACGAAAGAUGGAUUUUAUCCUCAACGAAUGGGUGCCUCUCAUGGAGAAGAAUUGCCAUACGUAUUCGGAGCACCCCUCGUGGAUGGUUUCAGCCACUUUCCCCAGAACUACACGAAGUCUGAAGUAGCAUUAUCAGAGUCCAUGAUGCUGUUCGUCGCCAAUUUUGCAAGAACCGGAAAUCCAAACGACAACACGCGGCAGGAAGUUCUAUUACCGGCUUCAAGGGAAAGGAACAAAUUUCGUGGAACAAACUGGGAAGAAUAUGAUUCUACACAUCAGAAAUACUUGGAAAUAGGUAUGAAACCUCGUCUGAAGAACCACUAUCGUGCACACCAGCUCUCAGUUUGGCUGCGUCUAGUCCCAGAACUCCACAGAGCUGGAAUGGAAGAUGUUGCAGCACGGCAUAAUUUAUUCAAAAAUCACAACGAACAAGACCUAUAUGAGGGUAUAGUUAGACCAGAUCCACUAGCCAGAAACAUUAAUGACAACGAUCAAAUUAGACGGAAUGGAUCCGUUUAUUCGGACACAGCUCUAACGACAGUGGAUACAAUUCUAGCUACAUGCGCCACUAUCCUACCAAAUGGAAGAGACCUGCAAACAUUAAACAAUACUGAUAAUGCAUUAGCUAACCUCGAAGCCGCCGGCUAUGCGGCAUAUUCAACUGCAUUAAGUGUUACGAUAGCAAUAGGCUGCUCGUUAUUGAUACUGAAUGUUUUAAUAUUCGCUGGUGUAUACUAUCAAAGAGAUAAAACAAGAUCGAGGAGCAAACAGCAGAGGUUUAAUGAGAAGCAUUUCGAAACGAUAUCGGGAAAACAUUCACAUUAUCAUAUGGAUCCAACGCACGCUCCGAGUCUAGUAGUUGACGUCGAGAGACAGAAUCGGAAAAAGCAAAUGAUGUCCGACCCUCAUUUAUCCGGUCUUAAUUUCAAAGGGCCACUAGACAUCUCGAAAUCACCGCCGAGCCCGUCACUGAGUAUAGACAAUAUGAUAUUGCCAAGCAAAUUGGGCAGUAGAAACAGCAGUUUUAGGUUACCUAACGUGAGUUAUCCGCAAGUGGGUGGGUACGCGACGAUGCCGAAGAAUUUGAACCAGUUUAAUAACUCCCCGCCCUUACAAGAGUUAAGGCAACAGAAAUUCCAGCCUCCGAACGGGUCGGCGGCGCAGGGCUCGCCGCGGGAGGCGGACGCGAGGGGGCCGCCCCACGCCACCCUCAGGAGGGGCAAGCCGGCUCACGGCCCCACUCUCCCUCAAGCGGCUAUUGAUGAAAUGAGAGUGUGACAAUUAAUUCCAUCUAACUUUACAUUACACGAUUAAAAAGUGUUUCUCGAUAAUUUCAAAGUGUUAUUCGUAUAUAUUUGGGAUUGUGACUGUAAAUAGAUGUGUGAUGACGGCGUUGAAAUUUUUUUUAGAAAAAUAAAAAUGUUAUCGAUUUUCUCAAUC
Achroia grisella is the source of this 3453-nucleotide messenger RNA. Its product is annotated as neuroligin-4, Y-linked-like. The coding region runs from base 70 to 3291 and encodes 1073 amino acids. Gene Ontology annotation, molecular function: neurexin family protein binding; signaling receptor activity. Gene Ontology annotation, biological process: chemical synaptic transmission; postsynaptic membrane assembly; modulation of chemical synaptic transmission. Lineage: Eukaryota; Metazoa; Arthropoda; Insecta; Lepidoptera; Pyralidae. Gene Ontology annotation, cellular component: cell surface; postsynaptic membrane; synapse. The record is from RefSeq and is a predicted model, not a curated record. The transcript is spliced from 10 exons.